AUGGAGCAGCACGACCAAGACACUCAGAUGCCUGACGUUGACCACCCGGACGAUGAGCAGGAGCUGGAUGAGAAAUAUCCCAACCGGCCUCGCAAUCAUGGCCGCACUCUACCAUUCCACGAUCUUUUCAUUGAGCUCUUCACCCCACUAACCGACAACAAGAAAAAGCCUGCGGUUGCUACAGCCUCGCGUCGAAAAGUCGGGCCUCAUGGCUCAACCGGCGGUCUUAAUGCCCAGGACCGUCGACGCGAUAUCAUCCAGCGCUUCAUCUCGCGCUGGCGCAAGGAAGUUGGCGAUGAUAUCUACCCGGCUUUUCGCCUGAUUGUGCCCGACAAAGAUCGGGAUCGGGCAAUGUAUGGAUUGAAAGAAAAAGUCAUUGGCAAAUUACUCGUCCGCAUUAUGAAAAUCGACAAAAACUCUGAGGAUGGGCUCAACCUGUUGAACUGGAAGUUGCCGGGUCAGAGUGCCGCUAGCCGCAUGGCAGGUGACUUUGCAGGACGAUGCUAUGAAGUGCUGUCGAAGAGACCCAUGAGGACCGAGGUUGGCGAUAUGCUUAUUGAAGAGGUCAAUGAGCGUCUAGACCAGCUCUCAGUCGCAUCGAAAGAGGACCAGCAGCUCCCUAUAUUAGCCGAGUUCUACAGGCGGAUGAACCCAGAGGAGUUGAUGUGGCUUAUACGGAUCAUUCUCAGGCAAAUGAAAGUAGGGGCUACAGAGCGAACAUUCUUCGAUGUAUGGCAUACCGAUGCAGAAAGACUAUUCAGUAUAUCUAGUAGUCUGCGCCGUGUCUGUUGGGAACUGCAUGACCCAAAUAUCAGGCUAGAAGGCGAUGAUAGAGGAGUCUCACUCAUGCAAUGUUUUCAACCCCAGCUCGCCCAGUUUCAAAUGCAUUCCUUUGAGAAAAUGGUGCAGCGCAUGCGUCCUACAGAGGAGGAUCCUACUUUCUGGAUCGAGGAGAAACUAGAUGGCGAGAGACUGCAACUACACAUGGCAUCUGAUGAUUCUGUCGAGGGAGGCAAGCGGUUUUGUUUCUGGUCUCGCAAAGCCAAGGAUUACACAUAUCUCUAUGGCAAUGGGUUUUAUGAUCCCAGUGGCUCUCUGACACGCCAUUUGAAAGACGCUUUUGUCGAUGGUGUGGAUAACAUCAUACUGGAUGGUGAAAUGGUGACAUGGGAUCCAGAGCAAGAUGCACCAGUCCCAUUCGGUACAUUAAAGACCGCAGCCCUGGCCGAACAGCGAGAUCCCAAUUCAAAUGGACCUCGUCCAUUAUUUCGAGUCUUUGAUAUAUUAUUUCUCAAUGACCGAGAUCUGACAUGCUAUACGUUACGCGACCGCCGUAAAGCACUUGAAAAGGUCAUAGAACCUGUGCACCGAAGGUUUGAGAUCCAUACCUAUCAAGAAGCCGCCAAGGCGUCUGAUAUAGAACCCAUCCUACGAAAAGUUGUUGAAGAAGCAUCCGAAGGACUAGUACUGAAAAAUCCAAGAUCUCCUUACAGACUUAACGAGCGUCAUGAUGACUGGAUGAAAGUGAAGCCAGAAUACAUGACCGAGUUUGGAGAAUCACUGGACCUCGUUGUCAUCGGAGGCUAUUAUGGCUCUGGACGAAGGGGCGGCGCCAUUUCCAGUUAUCUUUGCGGUUUGCGUGUUGACGACUCCAGCUUACCAAAGGGGACUAUGCCGAUGAAAUGCUACUCGUUUUGUAAAGUAGGUGGUGGAUUGACUGCUGCGGAUUACGCGAAUAUUCGCCAUCACACGGAUGGAAAAUGGAAACCUUGGAAUCCUAAAAAGCCCCCAUCUGAGUUUAUCGAGCUAGCAGGUGGGGAGACUGUUCAAAAAGAACGACCCGAUGAGUGGAUAAGACCGGAUGAGUCGGUGGUUAUUUGUGUGAAGGCUGCAUCUGUAUCAGUCAGUGAGGAAUUCCGGAUUGGACUAACUCUUCGAUUUCCCCGGUUCAAGAGACUGCGCAUGGACAAGGACUGGAAAACGGCAUUAUCGGUGCAAGAAUUCCUGGAUCUCAAGUCGAAUGUCGAGCGAGAACAAAGGGAGAAACAGUUCACUGUCGAGAACUUCCGCAAAAAACGUAUCAAAACAACUACGAAGAAGCCAUUGACUGUUACGGGAUAUGAUGAGGAUGCAACUGUAGAAUACGCUGGUCCAGUUGGGAAUGUAUUCGAUGGAUUGAACUUUUUCAUCAUGACAGAUACCCAAACCCCCAAAAAGAAAACAAAAGUCGAACUUGAACAGCUAGUCAAGUCGAAUGGCGGCCAGAUAUACCAGACACAUACAGCAGCUCCAAAUAUGGUCUGUAUAGGUGAAAGAAGGACCGUCAAGGUUGCUUCCUUACAAAAAAGUGGAAAGGAAAACAUUAUACGGCCCCUUUGGUUAUUCGACUGUAUUCAGCAAAAUGAAGCCGACAAAAACCUUCCCACGCUUAUUCUCCCGCUAGAACCUAAACACAUGUUUUUCACCAAAGAGGAUCAACAGGAUAAUAUCGCCGGUAACGUUGACGAAUACAACGACAGCUAUACACGAAACACCACCAUUGACGAACUCAGAUCCGUUCUCGAGGAGAUGAAGCUGGACAAGAUGAUUAACGAUGCAGAUAAUUCCAUCCUCUCUGAACGUCUUUUUGCACGAUUUCAAGAACUUCGCUCUUUCACUGAAGGCGCUUUACCCGGCUGGCUGUUCAAGGGACUGACCAUAUACUUCCACCCCUCCACAAUAUCACCAUCUUCCCCAGAAACCGAACCUGAAUCAUCCCAGAGGCUCUGGCUCGCCCGCAGUCUCGCGGAAUUCGGCGGCGCAAACAUUUCCACACAUCUGGAAAUAGGCGAUAAUAACGACUCUAGCAUUAAAAGUAGCAGUUCCAACCGCGAAAAGACUACGAAAGCAGGAAAUAAUAUAAACACCGUCACACAUGUUGUUGUGCCUAUAUCACCCUCAUCUAAACAAGAUGUCACGUCGCUGCGGAAACAGCUUUCGAAGCGGGUGGGGGAGAGAAUACCACAUAUCGUGAGUGUCGAAUGGGUGGAGGAGAGUUGGAGGGAGAAGACAUUGGUAGAUGAAGAGAGGUUUGCACCAUCGCGAUGA
This is a messenger RNA of Talaromyces proteolyticus, 3087 nucleotides long. RefSeq names its product ATP-dependent DNA ligase IV. The transcript has 6 exons. The record is from RefSeq and is a predicted model, not a curated record. NCBI's taxonomy places the organism in Eukaryota, Fungi, Ascomycota, Eurotiomycetes, Eurotiales, Trichocomaceae. The coding region runs from base 1 to 3087 and encodes 1028 amino acids. Gene Ontology annotation, biological process: DNA recombination; double-strand break repair via nonhomologous end joining; DNA biosynthetic process. Gene Ontology annotation, molecular function: DNA ligase (ATP) activity; DNA binding; ATP binding. Gene Ontology annotation, cellular component: DNA ligase IV complex.